Molecule: messenger RNA, 701 nt
Organism: Hordeum vulgare subsp. vulgare (domesticated barley)
Lineage: Eukaryota; Viridiplantae; Streptophyta; Magnoliopsida; Poales; Poaceae
Product: lipid transfer protein EARLI 1-like
Exons: 1
Coding region: 88-471 (127 amino acids)
Source: RefSeq, a predicted model, not a curated record
CCAUACACUCACACAGUCAAGAAGCUAAGCACAACUUGAGCUAGCACACAGCUACUCCACCAGCCCACUCACGAACUAGAGCGAGCAAUGGCAGCAUCCAGGACGAGCAGCGUGGCCGUAGCAGUGGUGGCGGCCGUGGCCGUGCUCCUGUGCGCGGGCGUGCGGCCGGCGGAGGCUUGCAACGGCCACCCGUGCCCGUCGCCGGCGGGCAAUUGCCCCCUGAACGCGGUGAAGCUGGCGGUGUGCGCGGACGUACUGGACGGGCUGAUCCACGUGGUGCUGGGGCAGUCGCCGCCCAAGCAGCCGUGCUGCUCCCUCAUCUCCGGCCUGGUCGACCUGGACGCCGCGGCCUGCGUCUGCCUCGCCAUCAACGCCAACGUCCUCGGCAUCAACCUCGACGUCGACGUCGACCUCACGCUGCUGCUCAACUACUGCGGCUGCAAGGUGCCCAAGGGCUUCCGCUGCGCCUGAUCCAUCGAUCGGGUAUCAGACGUAGCGCGUGCAUGCGUGUGCAUGGUCAUGUACGUAGUACGUGUCAGGUCGUGUCUAGGGUGUGUUUGGGUGUCGUGUGCUCCUACCUAGUGCGUACCACGUCAGUAUCAGGUUGUGUGCUCGUAACGUGUGAAUUCCCAGCUUGUGUGCGUUGUGGCAAAAGCGGCAUUUUUCUCCAAUAAAAAGAGCACUGUAUGUUGUCCUGUUUA